Daucus carota subsp. sativus is the source of this 1707-nucleotide messenger RNA. Its product is annotated as DNA glycosylase/AP lyase ROS1-like. The record is from RefSeq and is a predicted model, not a curated record. The transcript has 15 exons. The coding region runs from base 27 to 1580 and encodes 517 amino acids. Gene Ontology annotation, biological process: base-excision repair. Gene Ontology annotation, molecular function: DNA demethylase activity; 4 iron, 4 sulfur cluster binding; DNA N-glycosylase activity. NCBI's taxonomy places the organism in Eukaryota, Viridiplantae, Streptophyta, Magnoliopsida, Apiales, Apiaceae.
CAAGAAGAGCAAGGGAUGAUAAAACCAUGGAUGCUGUUGAUUGGGAAGUUGUUAGACAAGCAAAUGUUGAUGAAGUUGCGGAGAUAAUUAAAGAUCAAGGAAUGAACAAUGUCAUUGCUGGAAAAAUCAAGGACUUUCUUAAUAAAAUCGUUGAAGAACAAGGGUGUCCAGAUCUUGAGUGGCUUAGAGAUGUUCCACCAGAAGAAGCAAAGACCUACUUGCUGAACAUCUUUGGAAUUGGAUUAAAAAGUGUGGAAUGCAUUCGCCUUUUGACGCUUCACCAUGUUGCCUUCCCAGUGGACACAAAUGUUCGUCGAGUAGCAGUUCGGCUAGGAUGGGUCCCUUUGAAACCACUUCCGGAGGGACUCCAAAUGCAUCUUUUAGAAAUGUACCCUGUGGUGAAUAGUAUUCAGAAAUAUUUGUAUCCCCGAUUAUGCACUCUUGAUCAAGAAAAACUAUAUUUGUUGCAUUAUCAUCUAAUUACAUUCGGAAAGAUUUUCUGUACGAAGAGAAAACCUAACUGCAAUGCAUGCCCAAUGAGGGGAGAGUGCAAAUAUUUUGCAAGUGCAUUUGCAAGUCACAGACUUGACCUUCCUUCACCUGAGAGAAAAGAUAUCGUGACCACCCAAAACUUUGUUGCGAAAACGCCUUUGGUACUGCAGAUUGAUCCUGACGUAUCUGAUCGAGAAUACCAACACAUAUUUUCUAAACUAGGCUCAAAACAUCUUAGACAAAAGUGUGAACCUAUUAUUGAAUAUCCAGCUUCCCCAGGGCCUUCUGAACCAGAAGAUAUUGAAGAUCUUUUUAAAGUUUCUAAUGAACUUAAUGAUUUCGGGAAUUAUGAUGAUGACGACAUUCCUAUCAUCAGAAUUGACAGUGAAGCAUGUAUGAAUAAUAUUAUAGAAUAUGCAAAGGGGAGCAAUAUUUCAUUUGAAGGAGAAAAUUCAAAGAUAUUGGCUCUUUUAAAUUCAUCAAAUGCUCUGCCAAUGCCCCCACUUAAGCAUGCGGGCCGCUUAAGGACUGUGCACCAAGUAUAUGAGCUUCCAGAUGAUCAUCCUAUUCUAGAUGAUGUGGAUAAACGGGAUCCAGAUGAUCCAUCUCCAUAUCUUUUCGCAGUUUGGAAUGAAGGUAAACAUAGAAGUUCUGUUUCCCAUACUUCAUCCACAAGAAAACAAGUCCGCUAUAAUAUUGUAUGCAAUUGUUCUGAACCUGAUUGUGAAUCACUUGUUUGUGGAACUCUUCUGAUUCCUGUCCGUUCCGCAAAUCAUGGAACCUUUCCCCUUAAUGGCACAUACUUUCAGGUUAAUGAGGUAUUUGCUGACGAUGAAUCUAGUGAGAGGCCAAUUGUUGUUCCUAGAGAUUGGCUAUGGGGCCUCACAAGAAGAAAUCUGUAUCGUGGUACCUCUCCAGCAACAAUAUUCAAAGGCUUUACUCUGUACCAUAUUCAGCAUGCAUUUUGCAAAGGAUUUUUCUGUAACCGAGGGUUCAACAGAGAAAAAAGGUGUACUACUACUCUCGGGCACCGUUUCCACAUUAACACUAUGCAGCCAAAGGAAAAAGCCACAUGCCAUAAGCAGUAACGCAUAUGCUUCGUAAAUACAGAAGGCUUCUAGGUUCUGGCACUUUAUUUUGGUUAGCAGAAAGUGCUUUAACAUAUGAAAAAAGGAGAAAACAUGAUCGAUUUUUGAUUAAUAUAUCACAUAUGUG